AUGAACCAACUGACGGCCUCUGAUAUUGGCGCCCUUUUGGCUUCAAUUCGUAUUACACCCACCCAACGUAUCAAAGAAAAGUUCUUACAGCCACUGCGAGACCUUGACCAUACCAUGCAACGGUUUGAGCCUUGGUUCCACGACAAAUGUCAGGUUCUUAUCAUCGGCCCAGACACCGUUCAAUUGAACGCCCGAAUCUUCAAGGCAGAGGAAUACCACAAGGAGAGUAGUCGUUGA
This is a messenger RNA of Penicillium coprophilum, 237 nucleotides long. RefSeq lists its product as uncharacterized. The record is from RefSeq and is a predicted model, not a curated record. NCBI's taxonomy places the organism in Eukaryota, Fungi, Ascomycota, Eurotiomycetes, Eurotiales, Aspergillaceae. The transcript has a single exon. Bases 1 to 237 code for a protein of 78 amino acids.